AUGACAACGUCGGCGUCUGCGGCGACUGUGGACUCGAACGCCCUCGCUGCCGAAUGCACCGACGUAUAUGUGCCGCUCUGUCAUCCUGGCAUUUCUUCCACAAAUGCCGGUCUUGGGCAGCCGACAUCCCCGUCGUUUUGUUCGUUCCCGGUGGCCCUGGGGCGAGUUCCGUAUCACGUAAGCCACGUACGGGCCCGCAGCAGCGCGUUUUCUAGCGUCGUAUGCAACACUAUUGUGUACUCGGAGCUGUGGCAGACCAGUCCGUCGUCGCCGUCUGCGGCGCAGUUGACACAGUGGGCACGCGAGUCGGCAUUGAGCCAAGGCUACGAGCAUCAGGCGAAUGAUUUCGUCGCGCGGUACUGCCUCUACGCCGGAACAAGCAGCGACGACACCUGCGCCGGCCGCCCCAGUGUUCACUUUACCUACGAACAAGACGUGUACUGGAACCAGACGGCAACAAUCCCGUCCGGCGCAAGUGUCGUCAUGUUUGCUGGCGGACUCGACUUUCAAACGCCGACGAGACGAGUUCAAUGCGUUGGCGGCGACGACAUUGAGGACACGGACAUCGCGACCGACAUCUUUGGCCAAGCCAAUGCGUACGCCGAUGAUUUGGACGACUCGCUGGCCUUGGCCGCCACCCCGACCUCCGUCAUGCCAUCAUGGUGGGUGUUGGGGGCAGUCGUUGCCAGUGCGAGUCUUGCCGCGUGGUUAUGGCAAGCACUUGGUCAUCGCCACGUCGGUCGUCACGAGUAUGCACCUGUAACCUUGGUGCACGUCGUCGAUUCCGAUCGCAGCGUCUUGAGUUGA
Molecule: messenger RNA, 807 nt
Organism: Aphanomyces invadans
Lineage: Eukaryota; Oomycota; Saprolegniomycetes; Saprolegniales; Verrucalvaceae
Exons: 4
Coding region: 1-807 (268 amino acids)
Source: RefSeq, a predicted model, not a curated record